This is a messenger RNA of Nicrophorus vespilloides, 1445 nucleotides long. RefSeq lists its product as uncharacterized. The coding region runs from base 745 to 1146 and encodes 133 amino acids. The record is from RefSeq and is a predicted model, not a curated record. NCBI's taxonomy places the organism in Eukaryota, Metazoa, Arthropoda, Insecta, Coleoptera, Silphidae. The transcript has 3 exons.
AGAUCAAAGCGGUUAAUGGAUUGUCAAACAAUUUGUUGUUGGUUGCGUAAAAGUUGUGAGUGCGUGUGUGUCGCUGUGCUAUAAUGAUGAUGACGAUGAUGCAACGAAGAACGUACGUAGGGAUUAGCAUUUUUGCGGGAGCGUCUAGUCGGCGUCGCGGCGCGCGCCACCUAACUUCCACCACUGUCGCCCUCCACCGUCCCUUUUCGUCCGCCCUAUCGUGGUGUACGCAGGACGAUCGUUUGGCAACUGCUGAGAGUUGCUGUACCGCGGGUUGCUGCAGUAGAAGGGAGGCGCUCGGGGGAUGCAGGCUUCUCCGCACCCUGCGGCUCGAUCAAUGUGCUUUUCAUCAUAAAACAUUUAGUUUCGCAGACGCCUCUCUCUGUCUCCCUCUCUAUCUCUCUGUGUGUGUGUGUGUGUCCGUCUCCCUCAACGCCUCCCCGUCUAUCAAUCUCUGUCUCUCUCUCUCAUUUACCCCUUUAACUCGAGAGAAUCUCAAAAUCGAAACGAACGGGCGAAAAAAAUUUUGGGGAAAAGUGUAAAAUCGAGUUCCGCGCGCCUCCUUGGAUCCCUCUUUCGGUGCAGAGGAGCGGAGGAAAGCUGAACGUGUAGCGACAGCAGCAGCAGAAGCGAGCGUGCAGAGUUAGAGAGAGAGACUAUUUUAAGGGUGCAGACGCCUCGUGGACGCUCUUCUUCGGGACACAGGACAAAACCCUCACAAACACCGGUCGGCUCGAUCGAGCAAUGGAAGAAGUAUUGGCCGAGGGGAAGAAUUUCAGAUUGGUACAAGAAGAGGAACUGCCGGAAAUUUUGGAGCUGCUCGGCAAUUACCUGCCCGAUUCGAUAAAAUUCCAUCAGACCGUGAAGACUUACAUCAACGAUCGAGUGUGGGACUUUCAUUUCUACGUGGCGAAAAGUUGGCCCGAGCAGGUCGUCACCCUCCACUUUCCAGGGAUGACGAGAACUGUAAGUAAUCAUAUUCCAUUCAUGCACUCCUUCUCAAAGACGUUAACAACUAGGGUUGUGUCUCCUCUAAUUCUCGCCUCAUUUUCUCUCAUUCUUUCUUUCCUACACUCUGACCUUUCCGAAGGCCGUUUGAUUUGCAUGGAAUGUAAUUUGCGUCGCGUGAAGUAUCGAACGGGUUGAAGCGGGUGUUGGUGCCUAUUCCACCUCCUUCUCUCACGUGAUAUCCCGGAUAUUGGCGCAACGGGAGCUCUGGAAUGUACGAAAAGGGCGCCAGUCUGAAGAAAGAACAAAAAUUAGCGGUCAUUAAGUUGGCGGUGACCUAAUUGGAAGGCAGCCAAAGGUCAGAGAAGAUCGACUGCAAAACCCUUGUAUUUGACGCAGUGUCCAGCCGGAAACGAUGUUCUUACAACAUCUAUAUCAGUGAUUCCCAAAGUGGUCUAUAUCGACCCCCAGGGGUCUAUGACAACCUGCAAGGGGUC